Molecule: messenger RNA, 2354 nt
Organism: Cryptococcus deneoformans JEC21
Lineage: Eukaryota; Fungi; Basidiomycota; Tremellomycetes; Tremellales; Cryptococcaceae
Exons: 7
Coding region: 185-2209 (674 amino acids)
Molecular function (GO): protein binding
Source: RefSeq, a predicted model, not a curated record
CUGGAAUCGGGUGAAUAUAGCGUGCUGCUGGUAACAAUUUCUCAGUCAGAUCACCUUUCAAACGACAAUUUCCUACUAUCAUUUGUUUUCCUAACCAGGAGCGUUCACCGUAUAAGAUACUUUUUAGCGGAUCAAGUUUUCUCAACCCGCCUGGCUGGUCGAACAGUCCCAGGCGCAAGAGGACAUGUCAAAAGCUUCACAAGUACCGCAUCAAUCGGCUUCGCUUGUUCUCCAAAAUCCACCUCGUCACCACUCGCUAAGAAGAAGACCUUCAGCACGGGAAGCCGUCGACAGCUUCGUCAGUCCGCUUGCCCGUUUGGAGAUAGAAGGACGGAUUGCAAAGGGCUGGAAUACUGCAUCGGAGUCACAUGCUGCUUCAAGCUCCCUCCACAGAGAAAAUUUAUCUCCGGGCCAGCCACCCAGUGCCCCUCCCAUUCCCGCACUCGAAUUUAAUCUUUUUCGCCACAACUCGAUUUUGUCUAUCGAUUCUUUAGCCAGCGAAUGUACCGUGACUGGCCAACAAAAUGACGACAAGGAUGAGGUGGAGUCUCCCGUAACACCAAAAGCUAUAUCUUCUGGUGACUCACAUCUUAGUCUUGGCAACUCUACCCCUACGAACAGCCAAUCGUCAUCAAAAUGGACAUCAUCAUCGACAAGGGACGAUAAACAGAUGAGAGCAGAUCACAAAUCUAUGGCCUCUAUUCUUCCUAUUCGAAGCCUAUCACUUUCAUCUCAUCCAUCUACCACUCUCUCUAUCCCUUCUGGAACUUCCUCCACACAUUUCAAAUUGGGUCAUGUAUCUCCAAGGCGUACAAAAUCACAGUCCAAGGCAGAGGCUUUGACUCGUGAAGCUCCUGUACCUUUACAUCCCAAGGAAACUGAAGUCAACUCUGACUGCAUCAGUGUACAUGGCGAAGAGGGAAGCGAAUGGGGUAAAGAUGAGUCUCAAUUUGAGUGGCUCGACACUUAUGGAGUACCCCAAGCUAUAAAUGGUAUUGAUGGUGGAGGAGAUACGAAGACAUCCGGCCCGAGUAGGCGACUGUCAAAACUAAGGGCAACAAUGAGUCGACAGCAGGGGGAUGGAGGGCAAGGAAAGUUAAAAAAACCUGUAGUCAUCCCGAAAAGGGCCCCACCACCGCCGCCGAAUUCUGCGCCAGCACCACCUAUAGUGCGGCGGUCAUCCAGAAAGAUACCUCGAACCCCGCCGGUCCAAGACAUUCGAAAAAUGAACAGGCAAGCUUCCGAAUCAAGCAUACCCUUGAGACCAGCUCACCCACCAUACCGCCAACGGUCCGACACCGAUAUAAUUUUCCAACCUAAUCCCACAUCUUCCCAAAUCUCUUCAUCCUCAUAUCUUGCCCCUCGUAUGGUUCCUCUGAAAAAUGAAACCUCUUCAUCAGCUUCACUCGAUCUGCCUUCUGUGGGCCGUUUUUCCCAGAUGUCAUUCCAAUCAGGAUAUUCUUUUUAUGACCUUGAUGGAGAUUCAACCCCGUCGGCCUCCAGAGCUGAGAGCGAUUUUGCAUUUCCUAGAGGCAAAUAUAUGAAAGUGUCCGCUUCGGCUUUGGAGCGGGAAAAGGAGAUGCGGAACAGGGUGGUGUCCGAGCCGAUAGUCAAAACUCCUAGUGCUCCAAUUUCAGUAACAGAUCGCUCAGCGAACGAAUUGGUGUGCAUGGGAAUUGAAGCUAGAGGGAAAGGAGAACUGUCCAAAAGUGCUUACUAUUUCAUGAAGGCAGCAGAAGCAGGAAACUCGACUGGGAGGAUAUAUUGGGGUCUCGCCUUAAGAUAUGGCUUGGGAGUCGGAAUAGAUGACAAACGUGCAUUUGCUGAACUCAGUCAAGCGUGCGACGUAUCGCUCGCGGAAGGGGGGCUUACAAUUCAUACCUCACCAGGCAGAAUGGCACUCACAGCGCAAGAGAGAAAGAAGGUGACAGAGGAUUUGGCUAUAGGGAUGUUUGAAGUUGGAAAUUGUUUUUUGGGAGGGAUAGGAGUGAAAAAGGCGCCAGAUGUUGCAUUGCAAUACCUCAGAUUUGCAGCCAACUUGGGAGAUCUCUCAGCUCAAGAGCAACUUGGAUUUGUGUUAUCCAAAGGUUCAAACGGCAUCAAAAAGGACAUGAAGGAAGCAGCAAAGUGGUAUAGAAUGGCUAUAGCACAAGGAUCUAGUAACACUGUUGGCCUGUCGUGGGUUUGGAAGGAAAAAUAUAUGUCAUGACCCUGUAAUACAAAGCUAUCGAAAUAGACCAAUCUCUACCACACGUUGCCUGCACAAAAAUCUAUUGAUGCUGUACUUUGUAGUUACCUUCUUGUAGUAAUGAUAGUGGUAUGCCUAGUAAAUUAAUGUUAUAUGAUAACCUCUC